Messenger RNA from Salmo salar (Atlantic salmon), 2647 nucleotides. The record is from RefSeq and is a predicted model, not a curated record. Lineage: Eukaryota; Metazoa; Chordata; Actinopteri; Salmoniformes; Salmonidae.
CAAUCAAGGUUAGAAUGGGUCCAGGGCUGAAGCUGUACCAUUAGCCCCAGCUCAGAGUGACGGUCCUCAGGUAUUUCCUCCUAAGAGAGCCAGGGUUGGAGUGGACCCAGAGGAGUGUUGGAGCUGCAAGUCAGAGCGGUGUAUUUCAGGACAGACAGGGGAAAAAACCAUCCAGGGCUUUAUUACAUCUACAACAAAGGAGGGUGGAUGAAGGGAGGUGUUGCCCUUCUUUGACCACUGUGUGUUCCAGGCAAGCUAUCCAGGGCUACAGUGGAUCUACAGCACCUGUUUCCUGUACAUCCAGGACUGGCGGAGAGGAGAACUGGAUCUGCCUACACUAUAAUUGAUUGGAUUUACAUAACGCCUUUCCAGUGCACAAAGCGCUUUACAUGCCGCUGUAGGCUACACCAGGCAGCUCGUCCUUCUUCCCGAGGCAGCAGGACACCAGCGGUCAGAGUGCUGUAUAUCAGUGCAUCCAGAAGAAGAGUGGAUCCAGUGCCAUAUCUGAUCUAAAACCAAGGAAGAGCAUGGAGGUGUGGAUGAGACCGCUGUGUUCCUGGACUGCUGUGUUCCUAGACCGCUGUGCUUCUAGACCGCUGUGUUCCUAGAGCGCUGUGUUCCUAGACCGCUGUGUUCCUAGACCGCUGUGUUCCUAGACCGCUGUGUUCCUAGACCGCUGUGUUCCUAGACUGCUGUGUUCCUAGACUGCUGUGUUCCUAGACCGCUGUGCUUCUAGACCGCUGUGUUCCUAGACCGCUGUGUUCCUAGACCGCUGUGUUCCUAGACCGCUGUGUUCCACUGUAUUAGAAUCCUCUUGUCUGUCUGAGAGGAAGACGUUCAUCGGCCACCAUUAUGACGGAGUGGACGCUCCUCAAACGUCUCCUGGAUGCCGUCCACCAGCACUCCACCAUGAUUGGACGCCUCUGGCUCACCAUCAUGGUGAUCUUUCGCCUCCUCAUCAUUGCCGUGGCGACUGAGGAUGUGUACGCCGACGAGCAGGAGAUGUUUGUGUGCAACACCCUGCAGCCGGGCUGCGCCACAGUCUGCUAUGAUGCCUUCGCGCCCAUCUCACAGCCGCGCUUCUGGGUCUUCCACAUUAUCAGCGUCUCGACUCCGUCUCUCUGUUUUAUCAUAUAUACGUGGCAUAAUCUGUCGAAGCUGCCGCAGGGACACCGCGGGCAGGGCCAGGGGGUUAACCCAAGGGACUUGCCUCGAGACGGGGGAAAGGAUGGAGGUCGAGAGCCAUUCAACCGGAGCUGCGACUCGGAUAGCUGCUCCAUCCGUUCACACCGGCACUUAGGUCACAGCUUGGCCAAUGUCUUGGAGGGAAUCACUGCCCAGAGUCAGAGCCUCCUAAAGGGAGCUGCCACCACUACAGCCACCACAGCCACCACCGCCAUGUCUCUAACCCAGGCCAGGGCUCGCGUCUACAGGAAUAGCCACUACGAUGCACCGGGAGGUCCUGGAGGUGGAGGAGGAACCGGAGGCGUCCUCUCCAAGUACUACGUGUUCCAUGUGUGUUUUCGGGCGCUGCUGGAGGUGGGCUUUGUCAUGGCCCAGUGGUUUCUCUUUGGCUUCCGGGUGCCCGUCCACUUUUUGUGCAAGGCCCCACCCUGCACGCAGCCCGUGGACUGCUACGUGUCAAGGCCCACAGAGAAAACCAUCUUCCUCCUCUUCAUGUUCUGUGUGGGGCUCUUCUGCAUCCUCCUCAACCUUCUGGAGCUUAAUCAUCUAGGAUGGAAGAAGAUCAGACACUCAGUGAGGCUCAGGGAGGGAGGAUCAUGGGGGAAUUAUGGGGUAGAGAAAGUGGGGCAGGAAACCUUUGAGACUUUCGCUCCUGACAGCCCCUCACUGAUGUCGUCUCUCGGCCUUAGGGAUGUCACCAGUACGACGUUGGAUCUGGUAGUCGACCACCGGCCUGACUGGACCUGUGCUGGGAACUGUUCCCCAUUUAAUAAGGAGCCUGAUGCUGGUAUAGAGACAGGGCUGCAGCUUCCCAACAACCAGGAGCUCCAGAGAGGAGAGACACAGCUUCUGAAGAGCAAGAGGGAGGGCUGGAAAUCCAAGCUGCGCAGUACGGAGGUCUGGAUAUGAAUGAAAGAACUGAAACGCUGUAUAGUGCUUUGGCAUUAUUCCAUGACAGCUACUAGGGAAGAACUUAUGUUACAGAACGCUGUAUUUGCAAGUCCAUACAGAUGUACUGUGGUACUCAUCACUGGUAAUGUUGUUUCCCAAGAAGAUAGAGAAAAUACAACAAACAGAGUACCUGAGUGUCUGAGGUGUGGAUUUGAGUGAACAUUUUACCAAGCUUCCCUCAGCACUGUGCUGUUUACAACUGUGGUUCUCAAGCAUUUAUGACGCACAAAAACCUUUAGGAAUAGUGACACAUUUUGACUGACUCCAAAUUUUGGACUAAAGCUAGAAUAGAACAAGUCGUUCCAGCCACAACCCAAAAGAUUUUAGCCCUCACCUGCCAUUUGGGAAUCACUGGUCUAUAGACAUUAUAUACUUGGUGAGUCUUAAAACCUGAAAUCCACUAAAAGGAUGAAAAUGUACAUUUUCCACCAAUGUUGUAAUGUACCAAGGUCAGUUCUAUGCGUGUCAAUUGUCCUAUAUGUGGAAAAUGUUACUUCGUAGCAGGGCUCUG